AGUAUGCUAAUGAUGAACUCAGAGACAGACCGAAUUACGAAGGGUUGUAUGGACCAGGUGUAGUUAGUCAGUGCAGCAUUUGGUGCAGCAUGAUUGUAACGUUAGGGCUACUCGUCCUGGGUCUACAGAGCAUAGGCUCAACACGACUUUAUGAAAUUCCGUUAUUGUAUUUAACUUAAUUCAACUCAAUUCGAGACCGUAAAUACUUUUUAGUAUUUGUAAUCCAAUGUCAGCAUAUUAACUCGACAAAACUAACCGAACUGCUUUUACUUUGAAAAGAAAUGGACCGGAAGUUGAUCUUGAUUGUGCUAACCGAUUGGUUAGUGCUCGCUGCUCUGCUGUAGCGUGUUUACCAUAGGUUUACCAGCUCGCUGUGGAAAAGUGGUUAUCUCCUCUUUAAACAUCCAGUGAAGCCAUCUAUAAAUCGGAACAUUGGUAGGUCUCUCUGUGUCAUUUAGCCCACACAGUAAGCGACCAUGUUGGUUCCAAUAUUUACUCUGAAGCUGAACCACAAGAUCAACCCUCGCAUGGUUACUGUUGGAAAGUUUGAUGGGAUUCAUCCAUGUCUGACAGCCGCCACUCAGGCAGGGAAGGUGUUCAUCCACAACCCCCACACCCGUGGACAGCGACCUGCCGCGCACCGGCUGAGCCAGAGCACACAGGACUCUGACAUCUCCCUGCUCAACAUCAACCAGGCGGUUAGCUGCCUGACUGCAGGCUCCCUGGGGCCUGACACCGCAGGGGACACCCUACUGGUUGGCUCUCAGACCAACCUGCUGGCCUACGACGUCCACGACAACGCUGAUAUAUUCUACAGAGAGGUUACAGAUGGGGCCAACGCAAUUGUGCUGGGAAAACUAGGGGACAUCCAAUCUCCCCUGGCCAUCAUCGGUGGGAACUGUGCCAUACAAGGCUUCGACUAUGAGGGCAAAGACCUGUUCUGGACGGUUACUGGUGAUAAUGUUCAAUCGCUGGUGCUCUGUGACUUCACCGGAGACGGGAAGAAUGAGCUCUUAGUCGGGUCUGAGGAUUUUGACAUCAGGGUUUUCAAAGAAGACAAGCUUGUUUCCGAGAUGUCAGAAAAUGAGACAGUGACCUCGCUGUGCCAUAUGCACGGUAGCCGGUUUGGCUAUGCCCUAGCCAAUGGUACAGUGGGAGUCUAUGACCGGACGGCCCGCUACUGGAGAAUCAAGUCCAAGAAUCAUGCGAUGAGCAUCCACGCCUUUGACCUGAAUGGUGAUGGAGUGGUAGAACUGAUCACCGGCUGGUCCAACGGAAAGAUCGAUGCCCGUAGCGACCGCACGGGCGAUGUCAUCUUCAAAGACAACUUCUCCUCGUCGGUGGCCGGUGUGGUGGAGGGGGACUACCGGAUGGACGGGCAGGUCCAACUCAUCUGCACCUCCACGGAGGGAGAGGUGCGAGGCUACCUUCCAGCCAGUAAGGAGCUGAAGGGGAACCUGAUGGAGUCCAGUGUAGAGCAGGACCUGGUCAGAGAGCUCAGCCAGCGCAGGCAGAACCUCUUGCUGGAACUACGGAACUACGACGAGAAUGCCAAGGGUGUGACAGAGACGGACAGCGAGGUGGGUGUGAUACCAGCCAACACUCAGCUCCAGACGGCAUUGUCUGUCCGGCCCGCCACCGAGGCCCAGAAGGCCCAUGUAGAACUCAGCAUCUCCACGCCAAACGAGACCAUUAUCCGCUCAGUGCUGAUCUUCGCCGAGGGGAUCUUCGAGGGAGAGAGCCACGUGGUCCACCCCAGCGCACAAAAGCUCUCAGGCUGUGUCCGUGUGCCCAUAGUCCCUCCCAAGGACAUACCGGUAGACCUGCACAUCAAGGCCUUUGUCGGGGGUAAGAACAGUACCCAGUUCCACGUGUUUGAGAUCACCCGUCAGCUGCCCCGCUUCUCCAUGUACGUCAUGGGGGCGGACCCCUCGGUGGCCCCGCCCACUGGCAGGGUCACCUUCAGCAUCAACGACCGGUCCCAGCGGGUGGUGAUGUGGCUCAACCAGAACUUCCUGCUCCCAAAGGGAGCAAACAGUCCAGAUGUCACCUUCACAUCGCUACGAGGAGGAGGACUGUUGUCCAUCAGCAUGACCAGCAGUGGACAGAUCACCUUGAGCACAGAUGACAUCGACCUGGCAGGGGAUCUCAUCCAAUCGCUGGCCUCGUUCCUGGCUAUCGAGGACCUGUCGGCUGAGGUCGACUUUCCAGACUACUUCAAAGAGCUCCGCACAACUCUCACUGAGGUGGAUGAGUUCCACUGUGUACACCAGAAGCUGACGGCGGCCAUUGCUGACCACUCCAACUACAUCAGGAACAUGCUGGUGCAGGCCGAGGACGCCCGCCUCAUGGGGAACAUGAUCACCAUGAAGAAGCGCUACCGGGAGCUGUACGAUGUGAACCGAGACCUGGUCAACGAGUACAAGAUCCGCUCCAACAACCACAAUGCACUGCUGGCCCGCCUCAAGUGCGUCAACCAGGCCAUCCAACGGGCUGGGAGACUGCGAGUGGGUAAGCCAAAGAACCAGGUGAUCUCUGCCUGCCGUGAUGCCAUCAAGACGAACAACGUCAACACGCUCUUUAAGAUCAUGAAGGCCGGCGCCGCCUCUUCCUGAGGGGGGACAAGGGGGAGAGAAUGGAGGGUCACCAAGCGGGCCGUUGCUGUCACAGCCUCUCAUUCUCAAUAGGUCGUGCUGCGAAUGCCACGGUCCAUCAUGCAUAUACAGGACGGAUAUAUAUCACACGAGACACUUUAGUGACACAAGAUAGGGUUGCGAUUAGUUUCAGAGUUCAACUUGUGCGAUAGACGAGGUGAUUGUUUCGAUUUAAAUUCAUGGAAUUGUAUGAGACAUGGUGCGAGUGUGAGUCAUAUGUUUGGUAAAUGUUUACCUUUGGUUGUCUGCUCUGGGGAAAAACUAAGACGUGAUGGUUAGAGAGCCCAUCUGGAGAAGAAAUUAGGAAACGGGACUUCUUCCCAAAGCCGUGGUCAGAGAGCAACUCGUCAUCUGCGUCCAAUAACAGGAGAGAAUGGCACAGUGUGAAAUAUCCAGAACACUGUUUUGGGUGAUUGAGUCCAAACAAUUGAGUCCAAUACGGUUCCGAUAGUAGUAGUGUAUCAAGACACUGCGAUACUUCCAGUUAUUUUCCUUAAAGCUCUAGCUCUUUGUUUUCCACUGCGUAUCUGCAGUAUGAGUAUUUGUCAUCUGUUCUCUUGCAAGCAUCACCAGUGUUGUAAUCAAGCUUUGGAAGUCAGAUUCUUAUAAAGUGUCUUGAAAUAGUUCAAAUGUAAAAGUAUGAAAGUCAGAUAGGACAGUUAGCCUGUGUGUGUGUGCGCGUGUGUGUGUGUGUGUGUGUGUGUGUGUGUGUGUGUGUGUGUGUGUGUGUUCGUUCAACAAAUAUUUCAAAGGGACCUACGGACUGUUGAUAACCCUUUUUCUAGAUUGUAAAUAGGGAUUUUUUUUUUUUUUUGGAUUGUGUAAGAGAUGGUCUAAUAAAUGUACUUAUAAUAUUCUCA
Molecule: messenger RNA, 3514 nt
Organism: Gadus morhua (Atlantic cod)
Lineage: Eukaryota; Metazoa; Chordata; Actinopteri; Gadiformes; Gadidae
Gene: bbs2
Product: Bardet-Biedl syndrome 2
Exons: 18
Coding region: 477-2615 (712 amino acids)
Biological process (GO): non-motile cilium assembly
Cellular component (GO): ciliary basal body; neuron projection; motile cilium
Molecular function (GO): protein binding
Source: RefSeq, a predicted model, not a curated record